UCUUACAAAAUGACAUAUUUCUAAUCAACACGUAAGAUAAGAGUGAUCGUUCCUUCAAAAGAAACUCGAAGUUGCUCCUCGUAUUGCUUAGUGAAAUUCUUAUCGCUACUCAGUGAAGUGAAUCCAGGAGAUUGCUCUUGUACUGCUGUCCCAAGAUUCGUGCUGGGCUUGCAGCUCGACCCAGCUCGUGGCCUGCCAUGGGUGAGCGUUUAACAUGAGGAGUUCCUCCUGGUGCCUGUGUAUCUUGGCGGUCUUCCUGAGCGCGUCGAGCCCGCCCGGAGAGUGCCGCUAUGUCUCCAUUGGCGACACCAGCCAGCAGGAGAACUGCUUCAAGAAAGGAGUUGAACAGCCCGAGCCGGCACCGCGCAUCAUGUACGUUAAUGGCCGUGCACACAACAUCGUUGUCGAGACAAGCCAGAGGCCCACGCACCAGCUCGUCACGCAUAUGUUCUAUAUUAUGGUUACCGAGCUUCUGGGCUACCGGGACGUAGACAUCCUGACAACAAGCAGCAUCGACCCGGAGUCCUCGCUGCAGAGACUGACCGGAUGUGUCGAUCUCAAUGGUUGCAACGUCAGCGACGACUACGUUCCUGAGACUAUGAUAAACCUGGAACUCUGGAUGGGACCUUCUUUUGACAUUAAACCAUGGCUGCGAACAGAUCGCAUCACGGACAUUGGUCCUCUGAGUCCUCUCGGACGGUACGGCUGGUACGUAUCGAAACAAACGGCCCAAGAAUACUGGAGCAAGUACAACAUGGUGCUUGACCACUGGCGUUCGUACCGGUCGGCCAAAAUGACGUCACAGCUGAACCUGCUCAAAGGCGACAAGCUACAGGGUCAUCUGUCCAGAGGCGGCUACCUCUGCAACUUUACUGGCUGUCGAAACGGCGUCUAUCGGUCCCCGUUGUGCGACCCGCUCAGGGAUGGCCGGGGAGUCCCUUGCGCCACGCUCAUCGCAGACUUUCCAGCGUGGACGAAGCUGAAGGAUACCGCUCCGGACGUUAAUCAUCUGGUGGAGAAGAUGACCUUCUCCCAGCAGGAGUACGGAAAGCUUCUCGAAUUCUACCAGAACAAAAGGCAGCAGCACAAGAGUUUCCAUCAAAUGGCGUGCUCCUUUCUACACGAUAACAAGGCUCUGCUGCGUCAGUUCUCGGUGCGGGUCGCCGACAAGCCCCUGCUCCACAUAGGCGGUAUCUUUCCCAUCUCAGGCAUCUAUAAUCGCGUGGGCGGCGUGCUUACAGCGGCACGCAUGGCCAUAGACAGCAUUAAUCGAAAGGAGAAUAUCCUCAAGGACUUCAAGCUUGAGAUCCUCGAAGGGGAUGGUCAGUGUGCUCAGGACGUGGUCAUGAAACGAUAUAUCAACUACGUCACCAAUUCCACCUACAAGAGCUUGAUCGGCAUCCUAGGGCCUGCCUGCACCGAGACCCUAGAGCCGAUCGUGGGCGUGGCGCAGCACUACAACACGCCUAUCAUUAGCUACAGCGCCGAAGGGGCCCUCUUCUCCAAGCGCGAAAAGUACCCCUACUUCUUCCGCACCAUUCCUGAGAACCAUAUCUACAGGUUUGUGUACCUAAAGUUGCUGCAGGCUCUGAAGUGGCGGCGCCUGGCAGCGCUCACCGAGGAUGGCCACAAGUACAGCGAGUACUUGAACCUGUUGCACGAUGACAUGCAAAAGCUAGGCCUCAACUUCGUUACCAACCGCAAGUUUCCCCACGACCACGGCACGCACAAUGGCACGCACAGGUCUCAAGACAUGUCCCAGUAUCUGGCUGACCUAAAAUCGCGCAAUGCGCGCAUCAUCAUCGGUGGCUUCGACGAAGAUGCCGCCCGCGCCAUCAUGUGCGAGGCCUACAGGCAGGUACGCGGCAACUCCCAGUGCGCGCAGCUCCCUGGUGGCUGCUGUGUGCCUCGGGGACGAGCCGUGGGUUAG
Messenger RNA from Rhipicephalus sanguineus (brown dog tick), 1930 nucleotides. RefSeq lists its product as uncharacterized. Bases 215 to 1930 code for a protein of 571 amino acids. The record is from RefSeq and is a predicted model, not a curated record. Gene Ontology annotation, cellular component: G protein-coupled receptor heterodimeric complex; membrane. The transcript has 8 exons. Gene Ontology annotation, biological process: G protein-coupled receptor signaling pathway. NCBI's taxonomy places the organism in Eukaryota, Metazoa, Arthropoda, Arachnida, Ixodida, Ixodidae. Gene Ontology annotation, molecular function: G protein-coupled GABA receptor activity.